CGGGCUCCCAAGAUAAUUCAAGAUCUAUUUUCAACAAUGGUGCCUGUCAAAAAUUUGACCAUGGACUUCAAGAAAUAUCGUAUUUUUUGACUUUUUUCCGGAAACAUGGACAACCCAUGCAAGCCCAAAAUCGACGAGAAACUCUACAAUUGUCCGAAGCUUACGGAAACGAACAUCAAAGGUGACGCGAGCGUUUUCGACUCUAACGAGUUGCAAAAGGUGGAGUGCGGCAAAGGGAAUUUCUGGGGGAGCAAAACCGAUUCGGAAGCGACAGGCAAAAAUUUAAACGAAGAUGGAUCGCUACAAGUACAAAAAGUCGAAGUCAUGGCUCCCCCACCGUACUCAGACUUGGGCAAACAAGCCAAAGACGUAUUCGGCAAAGGUUACCACUUCGGUCUAGUCAAGUUGGACGUCAAAACCAAAUCCACCUCGGGAGUGGAGUUCAGCACCAGCGGUUCGUCCAAUCAAGAAUCGGGCAAGGUUGCCGGUUCUUUGGAAACCAAGUACAAAGUCAAAGAUUACGGUUUGACUUUUACUGAAAAAUGGACGACUGAUAAUACGCUGAGUACUGAGUUGGCUGUACAAGAUCAAGUUAUACCCGGGUUGAAGUUGUCCACGGCUUUGAAUUUCGCUCCUCAAACUGGACAAAAAACUGGCAACGUCAAGGCCGCCUUCGUCAACAAACAAAUUGCAGUAAAUGCGGAUUCCGACUUUACAGCCGACGGUGGUCUUUUGCCCAAUCUUACCGCAUCAGCAGUGGUAGGCUACCAGGGAUGGUUGGCCGGUUACCAAGCCGGUUUCGACGUCAACAACAAAAAGUUGACCAAAAGCAACUUCGCCUUGGGUUUCACUUCUGGAGAUUUUACUCUUCACUCAAAUGUAAAUUGUCUAGAAGAAAAAGGAGUUACCUUUGGAGGUUCGAUUUAUCAGCAAGUUACACCGAAAUUAGAGUACGGCAUUAUGGCUCAAUGGGUGAAUGCCGACGCCGAAGGCGGCGAAGAUGCCGACAGUGACAAUGUAAAUUUGUCUGUUGGUCUUCAGUUUCAAUUCGAUAAAGAAGCGUCUAUUCGUGCCAUGGUUGACAAAAAUCUCCAAGUAGGCCUCGGUGACGAUGGUCAAGAGUUUGGUGGUUCAAUCUACCAGAAAAUCAACCCCCAAUUGGAAACUGGAGUUUCUCUUAACUGGUCAGCAGGCAGUAGCAACACCAAGUUUGGCAUCGGUGCUAAAUACAAUUUGGACAAGGAUGCUGCUUUGCGUUUCAAAGUUAACAACCAAAGUCAAAUUGGGUUGGGGUACCAACAACGUUUACGCGACGGUGUUACUUUGACAUUAUCUUCAUUAAUCGAUGGUAAAAACUUCAACCAGGGAGGCCACAAAAUCGGUUUGGCUUUAGAAUUAGAGGCUUAAACUCGUUAGAGAUCCACUAUUGAGAAAAAAAAAUCUAUGAUCUUAGAGAUAUGGUUUACAGAAAUCUUUUUUUUUUUUUAGUAUUAUCACACUGAUUGUAAUGUCCUAAUGUGUAGCUUCUGAUCAUAAAGGAUUAAAGGGCGACUUCAUUAUAUGUCUUUUGUGGCUACACCUAUUUUUUUUUAUAAAUCAUGUUGUUGGUUUAAAGUGAGUCUUUUAAUUGUUAAAAUAAAGAAAAAAUAAUUUAUAGUCUAUAAGA
Messenger RNA from Ceutorhynchus assimilis (cabbage seed weevil), 1666 nucleotides. NCBI's taxonomy places the organism in Eukaryota, Metazoa, Arthropoda, Insecta, Coleoptera, Curculionidae. The record is from the annotation of a GenBank genome assembly.